GAUAAAUAUCCGAAGAAAUGUCAAGUUGUGUCCAGUUUGAGCAAUACUUGUUUGGAAAAUAUAUUAAAAAACAUUGCUUUUAAUGAAGACAUGUUUCAUAUUCUCCCACAAGCAGUCAAAACUGGAUUGAUAAAGAAGCUUUCAUUGCGCGGGUCACUCAAACAUCAUCACUUUAAAAAGUUGCUACAUGCUAAGAUUCAUUCGCUCAAUCUUAGCUCAUGUGUUGUGAGCGAAAAUGAUCUUUACGCGAUUGCUAAUGCUUGCAAAAAUCUCCAAAAGUUGGACGUUAAUUCGGAAAAUAAUUCAAGAAACGACAUUACGGUCAACGGUAUAAAAGCAGUUGCUGCAUCGUGUAAAAUGCUGCAUACACUGUAUUUACGUAGAUGCUUGUUGAUGAACGACGCAGCCAUAGUUGUUGUUGCAACGCAAUGCCUUCAUCUUAGGCAUCUAAAUAUUGGAGGUUGUUAUCAUGUUUCGGACAUCGCUAUAAUCUCUCUUGCAAACCACAGUUGCAAUCUAACCAGUUUAAAUAUUUCACUAACGCAGAUCACAGAUAAUGGGGUAUGUGCUUUAGCGAACGGAGUAUGCCACCAAAACAUACAAGAAGUUCACAUGGCUGGUUGCUCAGCGCUCACUGAUUUUGGCGUCUCAGAGCUUGUAAAUAAAUGUCGACAACUCAAUAUCUUAAUACUGCAUAAUUGUUCUCAAAUUACAUCGAAAACGUGGGAAAGUCUUGAAGUCCUACAAAGACGCGGAUCAAAGCAAAUAUCAUGGACAAUUCGAUAGUAAAGAGUUAUGAGUACACUAAGAAUUCAGUUAUAUCCAAAACGAUUUUAAGUUGGAAGUAAUAAAUAUAAAAACGAUGAACAGCAAUGUGAAGUCGAUAGUAAGAUUAUUUGUUCAUAAAUGCAUAAUUUGCCAGCUGAUUGUCUAAUUUGUCUUCUAUUUAUGUUGAGAAAA
Xenia sp. Carnegie-2017 is the source of this 960-nucleotide messenger RNA. RefSeq names its product protein AMN1 homolog. The coding region runs from base 91 to 786 and encodes 231 amino acids. Gene Ontology annotation, cellular component: SCF ubiquitin ligase complex. Gene Ontology annotation, biological process: SCF-dependent proteasomal ubiquitin-dependent protein catabolic process. Gene Ontology annotation, molecular function: protein binding. Lineage: Eukaryota; Metazoa; Cnidaria; Anthozoa; Malacalcyonacea; Xeniidae. The record is from RefSeq and is a predicted model, not a curated record. The transcript is spliced from 5 exons.